AUUUUUAUGGAAUAUUUAUCGUUUACAGCUCUUGUUGCUGACGCAUGGAAAACUGCUGGUUAUCCAGCUAUUAUAAUAGCAUACAUCCGCAUAGCAAUUAACGGUUUUAUAGCUCUUUGGUCAUGUUACAAGAUAUUAAGGAGAGAAAAAGGGGGUUCUUUCUGGAACAUUGGUUUUGUUUUAUGUGCUGCAAUCAUUGGGCUAGUCGCCAACAUAAAUUAUGUUACAGUUUUGGACGAUCUAAAAACGUUUUGGUUGGGAAAUCUUUGUUAUAAUGCAGUACUUUGGUUGUCUUGCAUAACAACUUUUAGUUCACUAUCAACAGAAUUGAAAGAUGUUGCUGGUUCUUUAGGUACACGUAUCAUUGGUCGACUUCACAUAUAUACUGCGUACGCUUGGACGGUGAUUACUUUUGUUUCUGGAUAUUAUCUUAAAGAGAUAUUGGUGGAAAAUUAUACGGAAAUGACCUUUGCUCAUCAACAAGAAGGUCCGGAGCUCGAUAAUCUUUUACAACCUUUCUAUUUGAUACUUUUUGCUUAUUUUAACAAAAGUAUAUUCACCGUAAUGCUUUUAAUUUUGUUUGUUUCCUUUGCGAAAUAUCUCAAGUUGAUAUCAAAAGCCUAUAAUUCAAUUCUUGCAUUUGGCGUGCUAGCAACAGUCCCAAUAGUAACCGACACAUUUGUUUUAUCAUUUGCUUUGAGACUCAAAGAGGUGACGACAACUGAUGCUAUCACAAGUCUAGUUUUGAAUUUUAUUUUUACAGACUGCUUUUAUUCAGCUGCACUUAUUAUAGUGCUCAUCUACAGCAAAUAUUGGGUAUUCUCUUCAAAAGAAAUUAAAUUGUUUUUCGAAGAAUAGGAACAGGCUAUACAGCACGAACUCAACAAAGGUGUCUUUCAUAUGUGUAUUUGUGGAUGUAUGGAUACCUAUUUGGGAAAUAAGCAGAUCAGUCAAACAAUUUAACAAUUGAUUAUAAUCGAUAAAACUGCAAUUAUUUAAUAAUAAAUGCAAUUAAAUGCAUCCACGUAAUUAAUUUUAUACCCUAAAA
This is a messenger RNA of Mucor mucedo, 1048 nucleotides long. RefSeq lists its product as uncharacterized. The record is from RefSeq and is a predicted model, not a curated record. NCBI's taxonomy places the organism in Eukaryota, Fungi, Mucoromycota, Mucoromycetes, Mucorales, Mucoraceae. The coding region runs from base 7 to 858 and encodes 283 amino acids. The transcript has a single exon.